Messenger RNA from Xyrauchen texanus (razorback sucker), 8756 nucleotides. It is a transcript of the gene nhsb, whose product is annotated as Nance-Horan syndrome b (congenital cataracts and dental anomalies). The transcript has 11 exons. Gene Ontology annotation, biological process: lens development in camera-type eye; cell differentiation. The record is from RefSeq and is a predicted model, not a curated record. Bases 1 to 4806 code for a protein of 1601 amino acids. Lineage: Eukaryota; Metazoa; Chordata; Actinopteri; Cypriniformes; Catostomidae.
AUGCCAUUUGCCAAACGGAUCGUUGAGCCUCAGCUGCUGUGCAGACAUCCCAUCCCCAAUGAUGAAGGGUUGCGGUUCGAGGAUCUGCGCUCCAUCAGCAAUGUGGUUCUAUCCCGGACCCUGCGGCAGCUGUCCGACCUGGCCAAAAGCGCCUGCUCCUUAUUUCACGAGCUUGAGAACGAAAUCGUCUGCACAAACCAACGGGUCUGGGCACUGCAGAUCAAAAUAGGCAAAAUCCAGCAAACCGCCAGUGCGCUGGAUCCGAAACUGGAGGCUGUGCGUAAAAUUUUAACCUCACCAUUUCUCUUAUUUCUGUCUUUCUCUCUAGCUGUAUCAAAUCUGGACCUUGAGAGUAAACUAACGUCGCACUAUCAGGCUCCAUGGCAUCAGCAGCACAAUCUGUUCCACUCGUGUACACGGCCACCAUGCCUGGAGGAGUUACACCGACAUGCCAAGCUCAACCUGCGGGCAUUGCACAGAGACCAGCAGCAGCAUCAGCGUUCAACCAGCAGAGAGCGUGGCCGGGUCACCAUAUCAAUAUCUGUGGCUCCGCCCAUGCCAACCUACCCCUCAACUCACAAACUCAGAAGACGUGAGCAGAAGGGCCGACACUCACGUCUGGAGAGGAGCGUGAGAGAGAGUGAUGCGCAGACGAUUCAGAGGAAGGAGAGGCCAGCCAAGGAGGCUGAAUUCAAGCCAGUCCUCAGAAAGCACCAGCGCUUGUGUUCAUCCUACCCUAUUCAGUGUUGUUUCUUCAUACCCUGGAUUAGAAAGGCGGGCACCAACACGGAGACAGAUGGAGAAAUGCCAGUGCCAAGCCACAGGCCUAAAUGUCCAGUUCCCAACGUCCCUACCACCUUGGACAAACAGACCAACUGGCCCAAAGCCCUUCCUCUUCCCUCACCAGAAGAGAGAAUGAAGAAUGACUCUCAAGUGAUUUCAUCCUGUAUCAUUCCCAUCAAUGUCUCUGGUGUUGGAUUUGACAGAGAAGCCAAUGCUCGCUGUUCACUUGUUCACUCGCAGUCAGUUCUACAGAGGCGUCGGAAACUCAGGAGGCGAAAAACGAUAACUGGCAUCCCCAAACGAGUUCAGCAAGACAUGGACUCUGAUGAAUCACCUGUGGCUAGAGAGAGAACAGUUAUCAUCCAUGCCAACCCACACAAGUCACUGUGGCAUGAGGAGCACUCUCUGAGCGGCCGAGUAUUGCACACCAAGGACUCUGGCUGUCAGACAGACGACUUCCUGAUUGCUGCCCCAUCCCGAAGGCGUAUUCGUGCCCAGAGAGGUCAAGGAAUUCCAGCCUCUCUUUCACACUCCACAGGAAACAUCACCUCCCUGCCGGAUCACUCUGAUGCGGUGUAUGCUGCAGCAUCAGUGAUGCGAGUCCGUUCUAGGAGCUUACCCCGUGAAGGUGGCCGGCUUCUAGAUGAGGACCAAGAUGACAGUGAUGACGAUGAUGAUGACGAAGAUGAAGAUGAGGAGCUCUCUCCUUAUGAGGCUGAAGACUUCCUGCCAGGCCCAGGACAAAGAAUUCUAAAAGAUGAGGAGGAGAGUACCGACGACCAGGCCAUGCCAGAGCUCCAGUUUGGAAGUCUUAAGCAUAUGCAGCACUCCGGGAGCCCUGACCACACAUGGAUCGAGAGAGGCAGAUCCAGGCUCCCACGAAAAGUUGACAUGGGUAGCUGUGAGAUUUCCUCCAGCUCAGAUACUUUCAGCAGCCCCAUCCACUCUGCCUCCACUAAAGGAGUGCUAGGUAGCCAGAUCGACCAUAAAGAGGACCACCAGUCCUCAAGUGGCAACUGGAGUGGAAGCAGCUCCACAUGCCCAUCGCAGACAUCCGAGACUAUCCCGCCUGCUGCCUCGCCUCCCCUGACUGGAUCCUCACACUGUGAUUCAGAACUUUCCCUCAAUACUGGCUCCCAUGUUAUUGAUGACACAACUGGCUUUAUAAUUGACCUCUACCACUUGGACAAGCCACAAGGACAGGGGCACAGGUCCAAUUCUUUUACCUCAUCAGCGACUGAUCAGAUGGAUGAUGCAGGAGUCAGCACUGCAAGUGAUGGUGAGUGGAAUUUCACUCAGGACACACAGGAUCAGCUCUGCCCCAAAGAUUUCAGCCCAAAGCAUUCAAGAGAAGAUGAGAGUGGUGUCAGCUGCCCCAGUUAUUCCAGUGGGGAAACGUAUGAGAGCUUCAGUGAACAACCAUCCAUGGGGAAAUCAGAGACACGUUACAUCGUUGACACUGAAGGAUUCUAUUCCUCCAUGCACUUUGAUUGUGGUCUUAAGGGUAGCAGAAGCUACUACAACUAUGCAGCCAUUGACCCUGACUGUGGCCGAAGUGGGAAUAUAGUACCUGGCAUGGGUGAAUAUGCUCAGUCAGAAUACAGAACCACCAGGACACUGGGGAGACCGUGUCUCUCUUUAAGAAAACCAAAGGCCAAGCCACCCCCACCAAAACGUAGCUCUUCAUUAAAGGAAACAAGCAGCAGUGUGAACGUUCUAGAGCAGAACGAACCAAAGAUUACUAGCGAGCUGCCACUGCCCUUGUCUUCCAGAGAGAUGAAAUUGCAGCUGGACUUGGCUGGUUCUGCAGGGCAUCUUGAGACAGCAGGUCUCGAGUCACUUGGUGCAUGGGGAGUGGAGAACGUUAGAGAUAUACUCGACUGCUCCUCUCCGUUUAGUUCCUCUGAUACGCAUUCCUUCAAGGAUGAAGGUGCUGUGCAAGCAGACUAUGCAGACCUCUGGCUCCACAAUGACAUGAAAUCGAAUGACCCUUACAGGUCUCUGUCUAACUCUAGUGCUGCUAUGGGAACAACUAUUAUUGAAUGCAUCAAGUCGCCAGAAAGUGCAGAUGCCCGUCAAUCCAGGUCCAGAACUACUUCCCCAACUCUUCCUCCACCUGAGGGUGAAUUCAAGCUGAGUUCCCCUGAAAAGCUGGCAGGCUUGGCAUCCCCUUCCAGUGGAUAUUCUAGCCAAUCUGAGACCCCUACAUCUUCCUUCCCCUCUGCAUUCUUCCCGGGACCAUUGUCUCCAAACAGUGGUAAGAGGAAACCCAAGGUCCCAGAAAGGAAAUCUUCACUUUGUUCCCUCCAACAGCCACAGUUCUCUGUCAGAGAUCCAGGCAGGAGAGAAACUGACUUCCAGGCCAUACCGCCCAGUCACCUUGACCUUAGUGCUCUUCAAAGCAAGCACUUUCCUCACAGGAAUCAAAUGCACAUCCUCCACCAGAACAAGCAGAAAGCUGCAAUAGCUGCAGCUGCUGCUGCAGAAGCUCGAAAUUCAGCUGCCACAUCUUCUACAGAAAAAGCAGCAAGUGCAGAAUCUGGUUCAUCCCAUUUGACCAUCACUCCGACUGUUCUUAGGUCCGUUCAAUUGCGAUCUAUUUGUAGACAAGUUGAAGGAAACCGAGCGUGUGAUCUGGUCAGUGUUAAUCAAGCAACUCGUACCAAGUAUCCCAUGGUAAUUGAUCCCCUAUCCUCUGGGAACAGGCAUAAUAGGAAACCGCCAGCCUACAAACCCCCAGUGGUGCAGCUUUGUGAGUCGCAGGUUCCACUGGUAGACAACAUUGUUCUUCCGAAGGAGGAGGUGAGAGUGAGACAGGAGAGGCUUGGUCCUGGUACGUACUGGGCGAUGACUGCCUUCAGAACACCUGCAGACCCUACUCCUGAAAAAGAUGAACCUUCAACCAUAUCGUCUCUAGGUUCUGAGAUGCACAACUCUCAGCAAGAACAAGACAGCAGAAGGUAUCAAGAUGAGCAACUGGCAUUUUCACCAGAGAGACUUAAACAAGUACUUCGUCAACUAACGCAGCCAGACCCUUCAGCAGAGCCCUUGUGUUUGGCCAGCACAAUGCCACCCCCAGCUUACAGUGAGAUUCCGAGAAGCAAUUUUGUACUGUGCAACAGUCCUGUCAAAGUGCCUGUUUCUACUCAAGAGGCAUCUCACACUUACACUAUCAGCGAUGUACAAGGCAGAGAGGAGGAUUAUGAGACAUCAGGUGUCACAACCAGAAGUGCCUCACAGGACAUAAGGGAGGAAGGGUCAACCCCAGAAACAGAGGACUACUUUAGCAAGGAGUCAACUCCAAGUGACAAUUCAACAUCUCCUUUGACUGAUGACUCAAAACCUGAUGAUGAUGAUAGUGUUUUCCCAUCCCCCAACAAACUACGCACAACUGAAGAUCUGUUUGCUAUGAUACACAGAUCUAAACGGAAAGUUCUCGGACGUAAAGAUUCGGGAGAGCUGAGUGUAAAAAGUCGGCCUGGUGUAGUACCUGCAACAGCCACUGUCAGUAAUCCUCCUUUUUGUCCGGUCACCCCUACUGCCUCAGUCCCUCCAAACAUCUCCCAACGAGCCUCAGGACCCAUCUACAGAUGUGCCAAAAAGUCCAGCACAUCCAGUGAGGAGUUCAAACUCUUGCUUCUGAAGAAGGGUAGUCGCUCAGAUUCGAGUUAUCGCAUGUCUGCUAUAGAGAUCCUCAAGAGCCCCAUCACACCCAAGUCUCAAGGAGAGCUGCUAUUAGAGGAUGUAAGGCAAUUAGAAGAGCCCCCCUCAACCUUACAAGAUUCUCCUUGCAGUGGGGAUCCCUUUCCGACUCCAUUCCCUAAAGCCAACAGUGAAGGAUUCUCCCCAAAAACACUUACCAUGUCAGCUGCCUCCAGACAGGGAAGAUCCAGAAUUCCACCUGCGGCAAACAGCAGCCGCUAUAGCACGCGGAGUCGGCUCUACACGGCCCCAAUGCAGGCCAUAUCAGAAGGAGAGACUGAGAACUCGGAUGGAAGUCCACAUGAUGACCGCUCCUCUUAGUUGCAUAACCAUUUUUUAAUCACUUAGCAAAAUGAUAAAUCUUUAAUAAUAUAUAAACUUUUGGAAGUUCUAUUUGAACUGUAUGAAAGUGCUGUACAUCUAUUAUGGUCUACCUUAGUUUUCAAUCUAAAAUGUGUGUUGCAUUGAAAAAAAAACUUGAUUUCUUUUAACUACUUUUGUACUCUAGAGGUCAACUGAAAUCUUGGACAGAGAUUAAUUGCAUUAAUGAAUUGUGUGAAUUGUUGGCAUUGUCAUUGAACAAUUAUUUUCAUCAUAAUCCCAAAAAGGUGAAAUCAAAUGUAUGACAGUCUUUUUUUUUUUUUUAUUGUAAAGAGUUAACUUAUUGUUUAUUUAAUAUAAUAGAAAAUCAUUUUCCAUCAUCCUGUUACAAAAAGACUGUUUGAAUUGUAUUUUAUGAUCCAGUGCAGAGUUUUGUGGUACCCACAAAGUCAAUAUACAGUCUAGUUCAUAGGUAUACAUCAGUAGGAGUUAGGAUUUAGCCGGCGUCAAACUAGACGAUAUUUUCAGCGAUUUUUCAGGCAUAACCUUUAUUUACAUAAUCACCGGCCAAUCAGUGAAAGACACAGUAUGGAUUAGCAUCUACCAGCGGGAGGUCAUUAAUCCCUUUACAGUCUGGACUCUGCUGAGUUAAUAGCUCUGAGAACUGAAAAACUAGAACAACCUUGUUAGAAAAAAUUAUUCUGUUGCUUGUCCAGGGUCUGGCGGUUUCGUCAGAAGACUAAAUAGCUUUCUUUACUGAAGGACUGAUAAGAUGAUCUGAACAUUUUCAUCUGUGAUCGCAUUUACAUCAGCACAUCCCCUCAAACACAUUGUAAUCCAUAGUGCUUCUGUCUUCAAGCAUUUUUCUGGAGUUCUCCUACACUAAAAUGACUAAUAAAAUAAGAAAGUGGAGGCAAAACAUGUUGAACAAAGCUUAAUAUGGACAUGUGUAACAGGAGCUAGCUGGUACGUGAUAGCUGUGUGGUUUGUGUAAGCCUCACUUCCCUGGCCUCAAUAGGCACACUAGCCACUGACACUAGAGGCUGCAGCCUUUAUCCUCCUUGUUAGCGCACCGCCUCCCAUGCCGGCUGACGCCAGUUCAAAUCCUGCUCUGAGCGGUUCGAGCUGGACCAGUUACGCAUGCGCGUUCUACGGUGAACCUCGAGGGGAUAAAUACACAAUUACACACAUUUACAAGGUAUUGCUACUCGAUCGCAUCCUAAAUCUCUCUAUUAUAAUUUUUUAUGUUCAUGCAGUGCACCUGUUGUUAUUUCAGCAAUCUAUUUACAUCCACCAUUUUGAAUCCAAAUGAAGAGUGUGAGAUCUCACGAAAAUAGUUGGUUAGUGUAACACCCUCCGCCAAAGUCAAGUUGUUUGGAGUCGUCUAGUGUGACGCCAGCUUUACUGAGGACAAUCGCACCAUGGCCUUUCUUAGAAUGGUGUCAAAGUGUACAAUGGGAAGGGUUUUUAGACAAUAUGAAGCCAGAGAUGUUAUGAACAUACGUAAGUCUAGAAGUAGACUGGUUUGCAGAAACCUUAAAUUCUUUUUGCACUUAAAUAUAAUACCUUAAAUAUACAACCUGGCAUGGAAUACUGUUAUUGAUUCACCACUAGAAAUCAAGGCAAACAGUAAGUAAUCCAUUUCUAGCGUUCAGAUUAGAUAAAUGGAGCAUCUGUCACGUGUGUGUUUAUUUUAUCUUGCACUAGCCUGCAGCAUUCCAACAAUUGUUAUGAGAACUAACUAUACCCUUUUACCUGUGUUUAGUUUACCUUUUCUUCAAAGACCCAAAUUGGGUUGUAUAUUUCUGUCAUGUUUUUCACAGCCAGCAUCCAACAUGGAAGAAUUUUGUGCUUGAGAAGAAAUGAGGACUUCAGAGAAACUUUGAUCUCAAUGUAUUCUAUGAAUACCAUUACAAUCAAACAUACUGUUCAACUGAAGAAGAAUGGAAUUUUUUUUGGGAAACUCCUUGGAAUUAGCUAGAUUUGUCAAGUCUACACUGUGCCACUAAAGGGAAGGUGACAAGCUGUGAAAAGAUCAUCCGUUUCUGAUGAACGCUUUUUCGUAAUUGAGUUGCUUCAUCCUUUGUACAGCAUGCAAUACAACACUAGAACAUGCCAAAUAGGCAUCUCCACCUAAAAAUGUAUUUCCACUUUCAGUUAAAUUUGUUAAGUAUGUUAUAUAGUUAAAUCUAUGUUCAGUAAAUGUACAAAAUGUAUAAGAUUUGUUCAAAUGAGCAGUUUUACAUCAUUGCAUACGCAGUUUGAGCUUUAUCCCUAAAGUGGAGGAACUGUUUAUCCAAGAGGCACGAGAAUUGAAUUUUUAUUAUUUUUGUUUUACGAGAAGAGACAUUGUCAGAUAUUUUCUCAUGAAAUUUAGGGGUUGCAAUGCAUCAGGGUUACGUCUAUUCUUUCAUUAUUUCUCCUUUAAUAUAACCCUGUCUAAUGGUUGUCGCAAUUAACUUUGCUUUAUAACUAACGACUUUUGGACGUGCAAACUUUCCCUCCUUUUUCCCCCCUCUUGUGUCCAUGUACUAGAACUAAAUCUAUGAAGUCUUCUUUUAGAUUGCAUCAACAUUUAAUAAAGAAAAAAAAAUAUUUUUAAUUAUGGGAUAUUUUAUCCAGAGAAAUAUUUUGUUAAUAAAUUUGGAAAAGAAUAAUAAUAAAGCUUUAUUUAAGUAAAAUAAGAAGAAAAAUAUGUUUGAACAUAUUUCAUAUCAGGGUUGUAUAUUGGCCAACGGUGAAGAUACUGAACUUGUAAACCUUUCUAAUUAGCUGUAAAGUUGCAUUCUUAACAAAUAAGCUACUAGGUUAUGUGACUAUAGUUAAAUGUUGGUGCUUUGGAUUCUAUACCCAGGCCAUAUUCUGUUAUUGUUGCCAUUCAGAAAAUAUUACCAUUACACAACACUCGUGACAACUCAAAAAUUCAGAUAUGUAGCAAUGUACAGUAAAUGUCUUUCUGUUUUUAUUUCAGCUUUCAUACACUACUGAGGCAUCACCUAGUGUUACCUGUAGUGAAGCUGACCAGUCAGUUUAGGCCUUCUGUUUAGUCUAAAUAUUAAUGAAGGGAAAUCACAAAAAGGGUCAUUUGUUAUAGGUAUUUUACCUCAACUCAGCUUUGGAGUGUCUUAAACAUGUAAGGUACUUACCGAUCAUAUCAAUGAAGAAAGAAAUAUCAUUUGUAAAACAAGAAACAAAAAAGACACUCCGUUGAAGGGUAUUUUUUUUUUUCUUCCUUUGUUGUAACUGAAGUGUCAUAAUUCAUCUUGGACUGAUUCUGUGUUUGAUUUCUUUUUUUAUAUGGAUACAUUGUUGUUGUUUAAUUACCCUACAUUAAUGGAGAAGCACAGUCUGUAUUUGCCAAAGGGUUUCAGGUGUGUACUGGUGUGAUAUAAUUACAAAUUAUAAUUAAGUCUGUUGAUGAACAAAUAUUACAAAUAGUAAAAGUGGAAAAAUGUCUUGGAACAAGAUGCAUCUCACUCAGUUACAAUAAAUAGGAAAUAAAUCUCACUCCGCAUCCAGGCUCCGAUAUUAUAAUCCAUUUUGUAUUUUUGUAUAAACUUGUACAUAUGAUCUUUUUAAAGUAAAAAAAAGAGAGAGAAAGAGAGGAAUGACACAAAUGUUUCAUUUUGUAAAAUGAUUUAAAAGUUUACAUUAAUUCCAAGCCUUUGUAUAUUUUUGAGCUGUGCACUCUCAGUCCUGUAUUUAUUUUUUUUGUAAACAUUGUGGGAAUUCCAUUGUAAAUUUGAACCAUUUCUUGCCAGCUCAAGUGACUGCUUAGUAACUGUGCAUAGAGAAAGCCAAUAAAUGUGACUGCAUUGAAAAGUAACUCUUGGUGGUUGAAAUAUGAUCUAUAUUUUCAUAAACAGCAUGUCAACCCUCUUACAGUUUUAGUAGACUCAAAAAGUCACAGAUAAUACAAAUUCUAUCUGAUGCCAUUCUGUACUGCUUAA